Vigna angularis (adzuki bean) is the source of this 1144-nucleotide messenger RNA. RefSeq lists its product as uncharacterized. The record is from RefSeq and is a predicted model, not a curated record. The coding region runs from base 54 to 920 and encodes 288 amino acids. Lineage: Eukaryota; Viridiplantae; Streptophyta; Magnoliopsida; Fabales; Fabaceae. The transcript is spliced from 2 exons.
UUUAUAAUUUUGUGAAAUAAACGAAGAAAGAUAAUGAAGAGGUGUGGUGUCGAAUGGAGACCCAUCUUCACCAAUGCUACUGGUACUCUUCCAAAUUUCUGGGUCACCCUAUUCCACCUUCACAGCUAUCUUCCUCAUGGCGACCCUUUCUUCUGGCUAGACCCUUUUGCCCUUCUCUCGUCUCUUGCUCCUCCAACAACUUCCCACGUUGGGAUUCCAACGCCGAAUCCUUUCGACCCCGAAAUUUCACCUCCAACGGCCCCAGAGGCAAGGAACGGGAAGAACAAGAACAAGGAUAUGGGAGGAAGAGACGCUGGUGGUCUGAUGAGGAAAGAGAAUUCCCGGAAGAUGAAGAAGACAUUUCUAGUGGAAUUGUGGAAGAAGCCAUUGAUGGUGUCUGGUUUCUGCAGAUUUUCAAAUCCUAUGGUUGGACUCUACCGGUCAUCCUUGCAUCAUGGUUGCUAUCUAGUGGCCCUAAAGCUUUCCUCAUGGCAUUAGCUCUUCCUCUUGGUCAGUCAGCACUUGCACUAGCAUUUGAUAAAUUAUGGAGACAGUCAGAGAGCAAACCAAAACGCAAGAACAGGACGAGGAGGAAACCUCGCCGUGCUAAAGGCACAAUCUUUGAGGAAGAACCUGCUGAAAACCAGAGAACCAAAAAUGGGUACCAAUCAUGGGUAGUUGAAGAUAAUGGUUCAGUUGAUAAGGGCAGCCAAGAAGCAGCACAGAGUUUUGGUGGAUGGGAUCACUUGGAGAGGUCAAGACCCGUGAAAAAGUCUUCCUUUGCCAUGGAUGGAUCACCAACGAUUCCUUCAGAUGGUGGUAGGUUGAGUAGGAGAGAAAGAAAAAGUGACACACCUCUGCUGUUUCGAUUGCUUAUUGCAAUUUUUCCAUUUUUGGGCAUAUGGACAAAGAUGCUGUAAUAGUCUCUCCUCUGCCACCAUAUCUUGGAUGAGUUGGAUGUGAUCUUAUACAUCUUCCUCGGAUGAAGAGAAAAACCAAUACGUUGGUUUAUGAUAGUUGUUUGUCAAUUUAUAUGUAGUCUGUUAGAUGAUGAAUUAUGUCGAUUAUUAUCACUUCUGAAAACAUGUGUUGUGUACAUUUGAUCACUGUAAUAACAAAAAUUAAUAAAAUUAUAAUUAUUAAA